UCUGUAGUAGACUACUGGUAACGUAAAGUAGGUUACAUACAAGCAGGAACUCAUCCACCUGUAGGCAUUAGCCUCUGCAACGCAACCGCCCCUGUCCACAGACUGUCGGAAGCUGGGGAGAUUUCAUGUCCAACUUUCUUUUCCUCAGACUACAGUUUAACUAAUUCUGAUACGAGAUUUGAGAAAUGGCAGCUGAGCUUGCCAAGGUGAGGGGUAAGUUUGUGGACAAGGUGUCCAUAGUAGUGAUUAAGCAGCUUCUGGACGACCUUUUAGAUGAUGAUGUCUUAAAUGACGGCCAGAAAGACACAAUACUUGAAGAGAACAAUACCACAGCAGACAAGGCACGCAGUCUCGUUGACACAAUAAAGAAGAAAGGAGAUGUAGCCAGCAGGAAGAUGAUCGCUCACCUUUACGAAAGAGAUCCGACACUUCACUCUGAACUGGGUCUGGGUCAACCUGCACAGCCGGCUGCAGAGCAACAGAUGAAACAGGACUGUUCCAACAUGCUCAUCCCUACCACUGAGGCAUUCUGGAUGGAGAAAAAGAAUAAUGGAAAAACUUACCCUGCUGAAAAAAAUUCCAUCAGGAAUCGUGUGGCCCUGCUAAUCACUAAUAUAAAGUUUACUGAUGAGAGAUACAACAGAAAUGGAGCUGAAAAGGACGAGGAGAACAUGGAGAAACUGCUCAGGGCUCUGGGAUACAAGGUGGUGAAAUACACAAACCUCACAGGAAAGGCAAUUGAUGAUGCUGUAAUGAAGUUCUCUAAACUUCCAGAACUCAAAGAGACAGAUAGUGUGGUGGUGGUUAUCAUGUCUCAUGGGAAACUGGGAGCUGUCCUCGGUUGCAACUGGACAAAAGAUGAUGUUGAGAAACCAGAUGAGUUCCCCAUCAACAACAUUUACAAACACUUGGGCUCAGAGAAGUGUCCAGCGCUGCUGAACAAACCCAAGAUCAUCAUCAUCCAGGCCUGCAGAGGAGAGGAGAAAGGAUCAGUGCUUGUUAGUGAUGAUGCAGUGGUCUGUGAUGAUGUGUCACAGCCAGGUCCACCCCUGUGUGCUGACGAAGAAAACAUUGAGGAUGACAACAUGAGAUGUGUACACAAAGAAAAAGACUUCAUUUCUCUUCUUUCCUCCACCCCCGAUACAGUCUCAUACAGACAAAGAAAUAAGGGGUCUUUUCUCAUCCAGUACAUUGUCGAUGUAUUCAACACCUUGGCACAUAAGGAACACAUUGAUGAGCUUUUCCGAGAAGUCAUGCAACGCUUUGAAGAGUUUUCGGUUCAAAGCCUAAGACAGAUGCCGACCAAAGACAGAACCACUCUAACAAAGCACUUCUACUUCUUCCCAGGUCUCCCAGGUCUCUAAGGGCAGGAUUCUCUGUUGUUUAACACAGAUUUGUAAAUUUAAAAUUUGAAAUUAUGUUGCAAUGUUUUUUGAAGUUAGCUACUCGGUAAAUUGAUCAAACUUUUGGAUGAAUCGCUGAAUGGGCCAACCGGGCAGGG
Messenger RNA from Perca flavescens (yellow perch), 1501 nucleotides. RefSeq names its product caspase-1-A-like. Gene Ontology annotation, molecular function: cysteine-type endopeptidase activity. The coding region runs from base 186 to 1364 and encodes 392 amino acids. Gene Ontology annotation, biological process: proteolysis; regulation of inflammatory response; regulation of apoptotic process. The record is from RefSeq and is a predicted model, not a curated record. Lineage: Eukaryota; Metazoa; Chordata; Actinopteri; Perciformes; Percidae. The transcript has 8 exons. Gene Ontology annotation, cellular component: AIM2 inflammasome complex; NLRP3 inflammasome complex; IPAF inflammasome complex.